AUGGCUAAAGCGAAGAAGGCCGGCGACACUAUCUCGUCGCGUCUCGCCCUUGUCAUGAAGUCGGGCAAAGUGACAAUGGGAACGAAGUCCACGCUGAAGUCUCUUCGCUCCGGCAAGGCCAAGCUCAUCCUGAUUGCCGGAAACUGCCCUCCGCUGCGCAAGUCCGAGCUCGAGUACUAUGCUAUGCUCGCUAAGACGCCUGUGCACCACUUCAACGGCAACAAUAUCGAGCUUGGAACGGCUUGCGGUAAGCUGUUCCGGUGUUCCGCCAUGGCUGUGCUCGAUGCGGGUGACUCGGAUAUCCUGAGCCGGGAGGCUUAA
This is a messenger RNA of Rasamsonia emersonii CBS 393.64, 321 nucleotides long. RefSeq names its product 60S ribosomal protein L30. The transcript is spliced from 5 exons. NCBI's taxonomy places the organism in Eukaryota, Fungi, Ascomycota, Eurotiomycetes, Eurotiales, Trichocomaceae. Bases 1 to 321 code for a protein of 106 amino acids. Gene Ontology annotation, cellular component: cytosolic large ribosomal subunit. Gene Ontology annotation, molecular function: RNA binding; structural constituent of ribosome. The record is from RefSeq and is a predicted model, not a curated record.